Messenger RNA from Vicia faba (fava bean), 318 nucleotides. Lineage: Eukaryota; Viridiplantae; Streptophyta; Magnoliopsida; Fabales; Fabaceae. The record is from the annotation of a GenBank genome assembly.
AUGCACAUAUUCACACAAUUGGCAAGAGGUUAUUCAUCAACACAACAUGAAGAACACAACGGUAACAAGAAAAUCGAGAAAAGGAGAAACACUCAUAGAACCAGAGCUAGUCUUCUGGAUUCCAACUCCGGAGAGGGGCUAAAUCCAAUUAUGCUUCAAUUCUUUCUUUUUCCCUUCUGUUUUCAUCUCUUUUUUUCUCCUUCCUUCUUCUGGACUGGAAGUUGGUUGUUGGUUAUUGAAUUUUUCUGUGUGCAUGUGGAUGUUGAUGAAGCUCAAAACGAGUUAGAGCUUCAAUUUGAAGCUCUAAUGGUUUAUUGA